Lepus europaeus (European hare) is the source of this 5782-nucleotide messenger RNA. It is a transcript of the gene CTTNBP2, whose product is annotated as cortactin binding protein 2. Gene Ontology annotation, cellular component: glutamatergic synapse. Gene Ontology annotation, molecular function: protein binding. NCBI's taxonomy places the organism in Eukaryota, Metazoa, Chordata, Mammalia, Lagomorpha, Leporidae. The transcript is spliced from 23 exons. Bases 1 to 4971 code for a protein of 1656 amino acids. The record is from RefSeq and is a predicted model, not a curated record. Gene Ontology annotation, biological process: regulation of synapse organization.
AUGGCGACGGACGGCGCGAGCUGCGAGCCCGACUUGUCCCGCGCCCCGGAGGACGCGGCGGGAGCCGCGGCGGAGGCGGCGAAAAAGGAGUUUGACGUGGACACCCUGAGUAAGUCAGAGCUGCGGAUGCUUCUCAGCGUGAUGGAAGGGGAGCUGGAGGCCAGAGACCUUGUCAUUGAGGCCCUGCGGGCUCGUAGGAAGGAGGUGUUUAUCCAGGAACGGUAUGGGAGAUUUAAUCUAAACGACCCGUUCUUGGCACUCCAAAGAGACUAUGAAGCAGGUGCCAGUGACAAAGAGAAGAAGCCUGUUUGCACCAACCCCCUGUCCAUCCUCGAAGCAGUCAUGGCCCACUGCAGGAAAAUGCAGGAACGGAUGUCCACACAGCUGGCUGCCGCCGAGAGCAGACAGAAGAAGCUGGAAAUGGAAAAGCUUCAGCUCCAAGCCCUGGACCAGGAACACCAGAAGCUGGCGGCGCGCCUGGAGGAGGAGCGGGGCAAGAACCGGCACGUGGUGCUGAUGCUGGUGAAGGAGUGUAAGCAGCUCUCGGGCAAGGUCAUCGAGGAGGCCCAGAAGCUGGAGGAGGUCAUGGCCAGCCUGGAAGAGGAGAAGAAGAAGACGAACGACUUGGAAGAGCAGCUGUGCGCUGAGAAACGCCGAAGCGCCGAGAUGGAAGCGCAGAUGGAAAAGCAGCUCUCCGAGUUCGACACGGAACGGGAGCAGCUGCGUGCCAAGCUGAACCGAGAGGAAGCCCACACCACCGACCUCAAAGAGGAGAUAGACAAGAUGAAGAAGAUGAUCGAGCAACUGAAAAGGGGGAGCGACAGCAAACCGAGCCUGUCGCUCCCGCGGAAGACAAAAGACAGGCGUCUGGCUUCUGUGUCUGUGGCCACCGAAGGACCCGUGACCAGGGCUGUUGCUUGUCAGACAGACCCCGUGCCUGAAAGCACUGACCACGUGAGAAAGUUGCCUUUGACGGUACCUGCCAAGCCCUCGGCCGGGAGCCCCCUCGUGUCUGCCAACACAAAAGGGAACGUGUGCCCCCACGCCGCGCCGGGCAGACCAGGUAUGGACAGGCAGGCCUCCCACGGGGACUUAAUGGGCUCUUCUGCACCCACCAUCCCAGCUGCAAGUGCAAGCCGAAUGGAGGCGAAUGGACCAAGCCCUGGCUCCACACCGGAUCACACAAGUAGCACACCCCCUAUUCCCAGUGGCACCACUCCUGCCCCGGCUCACGUGCCCGGGGUGGCCGCCCAGAGCCCUGUUCCUCCAGCGCCUGGGCACGGCCUGCACUCACCGUGUGCCACCACGGCUUUGCAUCCUGGGCUCAACCCACGCAUCCAAGCAGCCAGGUUUAGAUUUCAAGGCAACGCAAACGACCCCGACCAAAAUGGAAACACCACCCAGAGUCCUCCAUCAAGAGACGUCUCUCCUACAAGUCGCGACAACCUAGUGGCCAAACAGCUAGCUCGGAACACUGUGACCCAAGCUCUGUCGAGGUUCACAAGCCCUCAAGUGGGCACUCCCCCCAGGCCGGGAGUGCCCCCGACAGGGGACGUGGCCACCCACCCUCCAGUCGGUCGGAGUGGUUUGAAGACUCCCGGCGGAGCGCGAGUCGAUAGAGGAAAUCCUCCUCCCAUACCCCCGAAAAAACCAGGGCUGUCCCAGACGCCUUCUCCACCCCACCCCCAACUCAAGAUCCCGGUGGACAGCAGCAGGGCCUCCAGUGCGGGGGCCAAAGUUGAAAACAAAACUGUGGCUUCGCCUCCUUCCAGCUUGCCCCCUGGGAGCAGGGUCGUUACGGAAGAGAACCCCCCUAAGUCUUCCUCCCCUCAGCUGCCACCAAAGCCGUCCAUAGAGUUAACUGUGGCACCUGCAGGCUGUGCUGUUUCAGCCCUGGCUGCGUCUCAGGUGGGUGCCUGGCCUGCUGAAACCCCUGGACUGAAGCCACCUGCAUGUUCAGACAGUUCCCUUGUCAUUCCCAACACCAUUGCCUUUCGCUCUUCCAUAAACCCUGUUAGUGCCUCAGACAGCCUCCUGGUAACAGCAUCAGGCUGGUCACCCUCCCUAACCCCUUUGCUAAUGAGUGGUGGUCCUGCCCCCCUGGCUGGCAGGCCCACCCUUCUUCAGCAAGCUGCUGCCCAGGGAAAUGUCACUUUAUUAUCAAUGCUGCUUAAUGAAGAAGGACUGGACACUAAUUACUCCUGUGAAGAUGGCCAUUCUGCCUUGUAUUCUGCUGCUACGAAUGGACAUGCAGACUGUGUGAGAUUGCUGCUGGACGCAGAAGCCCAAGUCAAUGCUGCUGAGAAGAACGGCUUCACACCCUUGUGUGCCGCAGCUGCUCAGGGACAUUUCCAGUGUUUAGAAUUACUACUUGCAUCUGAUGCUGACGUCAAUCAUGCUGCUGAUGGAGGACAGACACCUCUAUACCUGGCCUGUAAAAAUGGAAAUACAGACUGUAUUAAACUCUUGUUGGAAGCUGGAACUGACCGAAGUAUAAAAACCAGAGAUGGCUGGACACCAGUGCACGCAGCCGUGGACGCUGGUAAUGUGGACAGCCUGAAGCUCCUCAUGUACUAUCGAGCAGCAGCUCGGGGAAACUCUUCCAAUGAGGAGGAGCCUGAAUCGGGCACCUUUGCCCGGGAUGGUGGGGAAGAGAGUUCUGAAGGCACAUCCGAACCCGUUGUUUCUGCAGAUCUUAUUAACCAUGCCGACAGAGAGGGCUGGACUGCUGCCCACAUCGCUGCUUCGAAAGGCUUUAAGAACUGCCUAGAAAUCUUAUGUAGGCAUGGAGGGCUGGAGCCAGAAAAGAGAGACAAGUGCAAUCGGACUGUGCAUGAUGUUGCUACUGAUGACUGCAAGCACUUGCUGGAGAAUCUGAAUGCUCUUAAAAUACCCUUAAGGAUUUCCGUAGGUGAGAUGCAACCAGACAACUGUGGUUCUGAUGAUUUUGAAGGCGAAAACACAAUAUGUACUUUAAGUAUCCGCAAACAGACAUCAUGGGAUGAUUUUUCAAAAGCAGUGAGUCAAGCUCUGACAAAUCAUUUUCAAGCAAUCUCUUCUGAUGGGUGGUGGAGUCUGGAAGACGUGACAUUUAAUAACACCACCGACUCUAGCAUCGGCCUCAGCGCAAGCAGCGUACGAUCCAUCACGCUAGGAAAUAUGCCGUGGCCAGCAGGUCGGAGCUUCGCCCCGUCCCCGUGGGACUUCGUGAGGAAGAACAAGACAGAGCAAGUCACGGCGCUUCUGCCAGGCCCUCAAGAAGGCUGCCUUAGUAGUGUGACGUACGCAUCCAUGAUUCCGCUGAAGACGCUGCAGAACUACCUCCGGCUGGUCGAGCAAUACCAUAAUGUCAUAUUUCAUGGCCCUGAAGGAAGCUUGCAAGACUUCAUAGCACAUCAGCUUGCACUCUGCAUGAAGCACAGACAAAUGGCUGCAGGGUUUUCCUGUGAUAUAGUAAGAGCUGAAGUGGAUGCAGGUUUCUCCAAGGAGCAACUAUUAGACCUGUUCAUCAGCAGUGCUUGUCUGAUCCCAGUGAAACAAUCUCCUGUAAAGAAGAAAAUCAUCAUCAUCUUAGAAAAUUUGGAGAAUUCUUCCUUGUCUGAAUUAUUGGGGGACUUUUUGGCACCCCUUGAAAAUCGCAGCACAGAAAGCCCAUGCACUUUCCAAAAAGGAAAUGGAGCGUCGGAGUGCUAUUACUUUCAUGAGAACUGCUUCCUGAUGGGGACCAUUGCCAAGGCCUGUCUGCAGGGCUCCGACCUGCUGGUGCAGCAGCACUUCCGCUGGGUGCAGCUGCGGUGGGACGGCGAGCCCAUGCAAGGACUGCUGCCCAGGUUCCUGAGAAGGAAAGUUGUGAAUAAGUUCAGAGGUCAGGUGCCUGCACCCUGCGACCCCGUGCACAAGACCGUAGCCUGGGCACUGUCCGUCUGGCGACAGCUCAACUCCUGCCUGGCCCACCUGGGCACACCUGAAGCACUUCUCGGCCCAAAGUAUUUCCUGUCUUGUCCUGUGGUCCCUGGACGUGCCCAAGCGACAGUGAAGUGGAUGUCCAAGCUGUGGAACGCUGUCAUCGCGCCCAGAGUUCAAGCAGCAAUCCUGUCGCGAGCCUCCGUGAAGAGACAGCCUGGCCUUGGGCAGACGGCGGCUAAGAAACACCCCAGCCACGGGCAGCAGGCUGUGGUGAAAGCCGCUCUCAGCAUCUUACUCAAUAAAGCUGUUCUGCACGGCUGUCCCCUCCCGAGAGCAGAGCUAGACCAGCACACAGCGGAUUUCAGAGGGGGAAGUUUUCCUCUAUCCAUUGUUUCAAGUUACAACAGCUGCAGCAAGAAGAAAGGAGAGAGCGGGGCCUGGAGAAAGGUGAGCACCAGUCCCCGCAAGAAGUCUGGCCGCUUCUCCUCACCCACCUGGAAUGAGCCCGAUCUCAGCCCGGGAGGUAUAAAAAACAAGGCUAUAUCACAGCUGAACUGUGGAAGGAACACUUCCCUAUCAAAACAAAAGUCUCUAGAGAACGAUCUGUCAUUGACGUUGAAUUUGGAUCAGAGGUUCUCUCUGGGUUCAGACGAUGCGGCAGAUCUCGUCAAGGAGCUUCAGAGCAUGUGUUCCAGCAAGUCGGAAUCUGACCUAAGCAAGAUUGCUGGUUCCAGGGAUGAGUUAAGGACGUUUCACAGUCCAGGAAGCAAUCCUGCAUUUUCAGCACCUGUUAAUAAUCCAAGAACGCCAGUGUCACCAAAGGAGGUCAGUCCUCUCAGCAGCCAUCAAGCUACCGAAUGCAGCACCAGUAAAUCAAAGACUGAGUUGGGUGUUUCAAGAGUUAAAUCUUUUCUUCCUGUUCCUAGAAGUAAAAUCGCCCAGUGUUCCCAGAACACCAAAAGAAGCAGCAGCAGCAAUACAAGGCAACCAGAAAUCAACAACAACUCCAAAGAAGAGAAUUGGAACCUACACAAACAUGAACAAGUAGAAAAACCUAACACAUAGGCCUGCCUACAAUAUUCUCACUACUAACUUCUGUAUAUUUCACACAGAAACCAAGGACAACAAGAUGUAAAUACUUCAAAUGUUUUCACUGUAAUAUAAAGUAUGAGUGCGGGACCACUAUUCAUUUUUUGUAAAGAAUGUAUUUAUAGCCAACUUUUGUCUUUUUUUUUUUUAAUUCUGUGAGACCAAACUUCAAUACCAAGAAGUUAUGCCAACUUUUCAAGUAGUUUUAUAAUAAACUUGUAACAGUUUUCAUCAAGAUGUUCAGGGGUAUUAAAGCAGAACUGUCUAAUACUGUAUAUCUAUAUAUAUGUACAUAUGUAUGUAUAUUUAACAAAGUCCACAAAUCCUAUUGCCUACUACAUGUUACAAAAUGUGUACAACAUUGGCUUAAAUAACAUGUACCAUUUUAAAUGGAAACCAUAAUUUUAUGUUCACUUGAUGGGGAAUGACUAGAAUGGGCAAUAAUGAAUUAUUUCUUAACAGUUAUUUUCCAUUAAAAGCCAUAUUAAGUAUUUUGCCUGCUAAAGUUUUACAUUUUAAAUCUUUUAGUGGCUAUGUUACCAUUUGGUUGAUCAUGUAUAUAUUUAUGCUUAUGAGUUUGCAUUAUGACUCCUUUGAAAGAUGAAAUUAUAAUGCAAUAAGUGUUAUCUUUCUUACAAAAGUUUUAUACCUAAGUGACAAUUAAAAAAUCUGCAUAAAGGCUCCAUUAAGUUAAUAUUGAAGGAGUUAACUGAAUUAUUUCUAAUAGCACAAUUGAUAAAAUAUUUUCUAGAAGUGUUUCUUCUAAAAGUAUUAAGAACACUUAUAC